AGCCACUGACCAAAGCUGCUGCUCUAAUUUCUAUCAUACCUGCUUGCUGUGUUAUUUGGAAAAGCCCCUCUCAUCAUGGGAAAGAAGAAGCGCGGUCACCCAGAUCUCGAGGAACUCCUCGCUCGCCCUUGGUGUUACUAUUGCGAACGCGACUUUGAUGAUCUCAAAAUCCUCAUUUCUCAUCAGAAAGCAAAACAUUUCAAAUGCGAUAGAUGCGGGAGGAGACUGAACACCGCCGGAGGUUUAUCCGUGCAUAUGAGUCAAGUUCACAAGGAGCAACUAUCCGCAGUUGACAAUGCGCUUCCCAACCGCUCGAGUUUGGAUAUUGAGAUUUUCGGGAUGGAGGGUGUCCCGGAAGAUGUUUUACAGGCUCACAACCAACGCGUUAUAACCCAGUACCAUCAGGCUGAGGCGGAACGGCGUGCUGCGACUGGGAAUCCCGCACCGGGAACCUCGACUGGCACCCAGUCCAAGAGACCCAAACUAGAAAGCGCGGCGGAAUUGAAGAAGCGACUGGCGGAGCAUAAAGCGAAGCUGGCAGAGAAAGCUGCAGGCACAAGUAGUGGAGGUGCCACGCCUGUAAGUACCGAUCAGGGAUUGCAGACUGGAAGUUCAUUUGCAACCCCGCAGUAUCCACCGAAUGGCUCUGUUCAACAGUACCCUUACCCACAGCAAUGUGGCCAACCCGCCCAAGCUACGGCUUAUCAACAACCGUCCCAGACGUUCCAGAAACCACCGGAAUUCCCUUCACCUGGGUAUCAGCAACCCCCAGUUGUUGGACAGCAAUAUACUGGCCAAUAUUCACCCUCCGCUAUGUCACCCUCACAAUAUCAACCCGCAGUGGCUGGACAAAGCCCUGUCGUCUCUACCACUCCCCCUGUGCCGUUCCAGCAGCAGCCGGCACACAUGAGGACCCACACUCCGCCACAACAGGCAGCGUCAAUACCCCCUCGACCACCAAGCCUACCGGCAGCUCCUGGCCUCCCCCAGAGGCCUAGCUUUUCUGCACCACAAGUUAACUCAUGGCAGAUGCAGCAAAUGCACCAUGGACAAAUGCCUGUUCAGCCGCCCGCGCCUCAUAUCCCUGGCGCCGAGCCUGGCACUGAAACAGCAGCGGUAGUCGAUCGCUUAAUAUCUGAAGAGUCUAAGCGGGCUGAGGAGUUGGCCCAGAGAUCUACCCCUACUGCCGCGCCGGAAGAAGCGGCUGAAGGAAAGCCUGCGAAGAAGGAAAAAGCAAAGUCUGUGAGAUUGGUUUAUUCUGAUAGUGGAAUCAGCCCGGAGGAAAAGAUGGCGAGAUUGCCUAGGUACGCAUAUGUUCCUGAACGCAAAGAAGAGACAGUGCUUCGAGAUGCAACUACUGGCGCAGUCGCGAGACCCGUUGACGCCUCGGAUGAAAUUGUAAACCCUCCGGAAUAGGGGAAAUGAGUCACAUUAACGGUACUCCGAGCCGCCUAAGUCCAUUUCCUCCGACAGUUCCUCGUCCAUAUCGACCUACAUAGGAGAAAGUUUUCGGGGGAAGAUUAAUCACAGCGUGCCAGCUAAGUCCUUCGACUUAAAAUUCUACAUUCUCUUUUUCUAAAAACCAAGAUUGAUCAGCAAAUUUGUGGUGCGCAGGUGCAUACCCGACCAGAUUUCUCUGCCACUCACUUCUGACGCUUUUUCUCUUCACACAAAAACCACUUGGUUACUGUAUUCGACUUCAGCAAAAAUUUAACGGCAACCGCGGCACCUAGCGGGGAUGCCGAUUAUCGGCCGUCUACCAAGGAGGCGUAAUCAUUGCUCUUUUUUUUGUGGGUACAUGUGCAGUCCGGUUUUGUUUGUUUUGUCGCCAUGGCAUUUGCAGUCGAAAAAAAAAAGGGCUCGCUGACUCGGCGGAUUGACUAGAAAGCAAUCAAAGCAAGCCUAUACUGACAAAGAUGAGCGUGGUAGACUUUAAUGUAUACCUCAUGUAAGUUUCCUGGUUCUCGACGUAGAAAGGGGGAUAUUCGAUUGCAGAAAAGGAGAGAAGCCAUGGUCAGUUCUUCUCCAAUUUCAAUUUAUAUCUAGACCCUGCUAUUUUCAGCGUGGCUGU
This is a messenger RNA of Coccidioides posadasii C735 delta SOWgp, 2071 nucleotides long. The record is from RefSeq and is a predicted model, not a curated record. NCBI's taxonomy places the organism in Eukaryota, Fungi, Ascomycota, Eurotiomycetes, Onygenales, Onygenaceae.